Dendronephthya gigantea is the source of this 3932-nucleotide messenger RNA. Its product is annotated as disheveled-associated activator of morphogenesis 1-like. Gene Ontology annotation, biological process: actin cytoskeleton organization. Bases 151 to 3465 code for a protein of 1104 amino acids. Gene Ontology annotation, molecular function: small GTPase binding; actin binding. The record is from RefSeq and is a predicted model, not a curated record. Lineage: Eukaryota; Metazoa; Cnidaria; Anthozoa; Malacalcyonacea; Nephtheidae. The transcript has 30 exons.
GUGAGAGUUUAUAUCGACAGUCAACAAGAAGAGUAAAAUCGUGUAUUUUGUCUGGUAAAAUUUGAUCUUUGCUCGCUUUUGAGCGCCGUUUUGAAAGGCUUUGACAAAUAAACGGAUGAUGAUAAUAAAGUAAAGCUAUCUGUGGGUUAAAUGGCAAGCAACAUCAUGGGAUGUUUCGGCGGCAGGAGCAAAAACCGUGAAACGAAGAAACGAAAAAUUCGCUAUGAAGGGAUUGAAAUGGGCGGCAAAGUACACACAUUGGAGUGUACGACGCCGAUGCCUGAAGAACAAGAACUAAAUGCUAUGUUCGCCGAAUUGGUGGAAGAACUGGACUUAACUGGAGAAAAUAAGAAAGCAAUGUUUGAUCUUCCUGCUGAGAAAAAAUGGCAACUAUAUCAAUCAAAGAAAAAGGAUCAACCUAGCUCCACGGAUUACCCAGAAUAUUACAUUGAUCGCAUGUCAAGCCUGAAUUCUCUGUACUUCUCAAAAAGUGAUGAGGAAAUUGAAACACGAACUAAACUUGUUGAUGACCUAAAGACGGCAUUAAGAACGCAGCCAAUAAGUUUUGUGAAUGAUUUCAUUGAGAAAGAGGGAAUACAAUGCCUCUUGGAGUUUCUGAAGAAUAUGGACUAUGACACAUGUGAAAGUAAGAUCCAUACUGCUGUUAUAGGUUGCUUCAAGGCUUUAAUGAAUAAUUCACAUGGGCGAAGUCAUUCCUUGUCUCAUCCUACCUGCAUUAAUACUAUUGCACAAAGUCUUAGAACAGAAAAUAUCAAGACUAAAGUUUCUGUCCUGGAGAUAUUGGCUGCAAUAUGCUUAGUCCCAGGUGGUCAUAAGAAAGCUCUAGAAGCAAUGACUCACUAUCAGGCAUACGCUAUGGAAAGAACACGGUUCCAGAGUUUGAUGCAUGAUCUCGACAGAAGCACUGGCAGUCACAAGGAUGAAUUUAACUUGAAAAUUGUGAUAAUGUCUUUCGUUAACGCCUCUCUCAGAUACGGCGCUGGUUCGGAUCAUUUAGAGUUUCGUAUUCAUUUGAGAUACGAAUUCCUUAUGCUUGGUAUCCAGUCGACGAUUGAGAAACUGCGGACAAUGGGAAACUCAAAUCUGGACAGGCAUUUAGACUUCUUUGAAAUGAUGCGUCACGAGGAUGAGAAAGAUUUGGCAAAGUUCCUCGGUGCUCAAACGAUAGAUUUGAGGAGUUCUACGAAUAUGGUUGGUGUGAUCAAACAAAAGAUCGGUCAAACAGAAGCAUUCCCUCACUUUCUCUCAAUCCUUCAACAUCUUCUUCUUUUUCCAAACGACAGCAAGACGGCGCGGAAGAUCUGGGAUCUCACGGAUAAGUUGGUUCAACAAGUCAGCAUACAACGAGAAGACGGUGAAGAUCCUGACGUGGCCUUGUUAAGCCUCAACGUCAAUCGCAUCCUCGAACUCUUGGCAGAAGACGAGGAGAGGAAACGUAUUGAGGACGAAGAAGAUUUGGAAGAGAUGCGGGACAAAUUGGCGAAGCUUGAGAAAAACUUGGAAUCAACGACUCAAGAAAAGGACGAAACAAACGAAGAAAUGGCGAAGCAGAAGAUCCGAUUAGAUCGUGAAAUAGCGGAGAAAAAUGAGGCUUUCGAUAGAGUACGAGAGCUUGAUGGCAAAGUCAGCAGUGCAGCCACGUUGAUCGACGCUCAUCAAAAAGUCAAGGAAAAACUUGAGGAAAUCAUAAAGAAAUGCGGUGGAAAAAUCCCUGAAGAUUGCACCAUUGAACACUUCGUUAAAAACAGCACCGGUGCUCCUCCGGAUAUUCCAAACCUUCAGCCGUCCGGUGGGCCACCUCCGGCUCCACCAUUAGCCGGACUACUCCCGCCUGGAGCACCACCACCACCUCCCCCUGGCGGAGCACCACCCCCACCACCCUUACCGGGGGGAGUACCUCCUCCACCUCCACCACCCGGAGCGGGUGUACCAGGUCCUCCACCACCACCUGGUGCCCCUGGUUUACCCGGGAUGCAACAGAAGAAAACGAAUCGAAAUACACCAAAACCUUCUCAGCCGCUCAAGUCGUUCAACUGGUCCAAAUUGCCUGAUACUAAAAUCAAAGGAACAGUUUGGACUGAGAUUGAUGACUCCAAGGUGCAUCAAGUGAUGGACUUCAAUGAUUUUGACAGAAUGUUUUCAGCUUAUCAAAAGAAUGACCAGAAAGAUGGACCUGAUGAAAGAUUUGCUUCUCAAUCGAAGAAUAAAGAGUUGUCUUUGAUCGACAGUCGAAAAGCUCAGAAUUGCCAGAUUCUUUUGUCAAAGUUAAAGACAUCAAACGAAGAUCUUGCGAAAGCUGUUCUCUCAAUGGAUAAAGACCAAGAGCUCUCCGUUGAAAUGUUGGAACAGAUGUUGAAAUUUGUUCCUACGACGCAAGAAAAGAACCUUCUCAACGAUCACAGCAAACAAAAAGACCAAUUUGCCAAAGCGGACAGAUUUUUGUAUGAAAUGUGCAGAAUUUCUCACUAUGAACAGCGACUGCAAACACUUUACUACCUCAAACGUUUCCCAGAAAGGAUGGGGGAUAUUAAGCCGAAAGUCAAAGCUGUGGCUGAAGCAUCGAAGCAGGUUUUCCGCAGCAGGAAAUUCCGAGAUUUGCUCGAAGUCGUUUUGGCGUUUGGUAACUACAUGAACAGAGGGGCCAGAGGGAAUGCUGCGGGCUUCAAAAUCGCCAGUAUCAACAAAAUAAUGGACACAAAAUCCAGCUCAAAUACAAAAAUCAAUCUACUCGACUAUCUUAUAAUGUUACUGGAACAAAAGUUUCCCACCUUACUCAUGCUUGAGGAAGAAAUGGGUGACGUCAGAACAGCGGCCAAAGUCAGUUUACAAGAGAUGGAAAAAGAUGUGAAAACGUUCAAAACAGAACUCAAAGCAGUUGAAAAGGAAUUUGAAUACCAGACGAAAAAGAAAGACAAAGCAUUUGGUGAUAAUUUUGUUCAAGACACAGGCGCGUUCCUCACGGCAGCCAAAGCUUCGUUCACAGAAUUAGAUAAUUCUUGGAAAGAUAUGAAGACCAAGUACGAUAAGUCAGUCGUUGCUUUUGGCGAAGAUCCCAAGACGAUCACUUCAGACGAGUUCUUUGGCAUUUUUAAUACCUUUUUAAUAUCGUUUGCAGAGGCAAAGAAUGAAAACGAAAGGAGAAAGAAGAAAAAAUUGGAAGAGGAGAGGCGUGCAAGAGAACAAGCUCAGCAAAAGGAAAGGGACCGACAGAAAAACGUGGCGAAGAAAAUCGCAAGCGGAACGCAAGAAAACACGGCAAACGUGAAAGAGGAAUCUAACAAAAGAGGAGAAUUCGAUGAUUUAAUUUCCGCUUUAAGAACUGGUGACGUAUUUGGGGAUGACGUGAAAAAAUAUGGCGGACGUAGGAAAAUGAAGGGGGAGAAACCUGCUCCUAAACCUCCUACGAGUGCCGGCGACAGAGAACGAAACGUCUCAAAAUUCUAGGCUAAUAUCAAUUCUUAGAAUGAACUUAAACAAAAUUCUAGAUAAAACAAAUUCCCGUAAUUUUAGAAUUGGAAUAUGUCAUCUCCUAUAGGGCGACUUCUAGGAGGUUUCUAUAUAAUAUGCGUCCUAGAAACGGAGGUUUUCCAGAAAGCCUUAUUCGGUUUGAAGAAAUCCCUUUCUAAGAAAGUUGGCACACUUCUAAGAAGCAAGCGUUUCGAAGGACGGCGUGAGUGUUCACGUGGUGAUGAUUUGCAUUCCAAUGAAGGUGUUUCAAAGUCGUCUGCUAGAAGUUUUAAACGGUCCUACAAAUGUUACCCAUUAGUUCAGACAUAUAAUGUAGGGAUGAAUUUGACUAAUCUGAAGCAGUGAAAUUUGGUGUUUGUAUAAAAUAGCCCAUUAUUAUAUUAUUUGAUUAUAAGUGACUAUGUAAAUCUUCAGUGAUAAAUUCAACUAUUUUGCGUUUUAAC